CCGCAUCUUAUUGCUGCUAACCAUCGAGCAGGAACCAUUCAAAGCGCCCCUCUACUUAAACCUAUCUCUCGCCGGCAUCUUUGCUCCACCACCUCCCACACAAACAUUUUCCCUUACACCAUCACAGGCAUUUCUCAAUUUCUCUCAUUUUUUUUUUUUUCUCUAUAUUCUUGAAAGAGAUGGCCGGAACUGGAGUGGUUGCGGUGUACGGAAACGGAGCAAUCACGGAGACCCACAAAUCCCCCUUUUCGGUCAAGGUGGGUCUUGCCCAGAUGCUCCGAGGUGGGGUCAUUAUGGACGUUGUCACCCCUGAGCAGGCUCGUGUCGCUGAGGAAGCUGGUGCCUGCGCUGUCAUGGCUCUCGAGCGUGUUCCUGCCGAUAUCCGGGCUCAAGGUGGCGUUGCGCGGAUGAGUGAUCCCCAGCUCAUUAAGGAAAUCAAGCAGGCGGUCACCAUCCCCGUCAUGGCCAAGGCUCGUAUUGGUCAUUUUGUGGAGGCCCAGAUCCUCGAAGCCAUUGGGAUAGAUUAUGUUGAUGAGAGUGAGGUGCUCACUCCUGCUGACGAGGAGAAUCAUAUCAACAAGCAUAAUUUCAGGAUCCCUUUUGUCUGCGGUUGCCGGAAUUUAGGGGAGGCUCUCCGCCGAAUCAGGGAAGGAGCGGCUAUGAUCAGAACAAAAGGUGAAGCUGGCACUGGAAACAUUAUCGAGGCCGUGAGGCACGUGCGGUCCGUGAUGGGGGACAUCAGGGUGCUGAGGAACAUGGAUGAUGAUGAGGUUUUCAGCUUUGCCAAGAAGAUUGCGGCGCCUUAUGAUUUGGUCAUGCAGACCAAGCAGUUAGGUAGGCUGCCUGUUGUGCAGUUUGCGGCGGGAGGGGUGGCCACCCCUGCUGACGCUGCGCUCAUGAUGCAGCUGGGAUGUGAUGGAGUGUUCGUGGGCUCAGGUGUGUUCAAGAGCGGGGACCCUGCCAGGCGCGCCCGCGCUAUAGUGCAGGCAGUGACCCAUUACAGUGACCCUGAUGUGCUUGCGGAGGUGAGUUGCGGCCUUGGUGAGGCUAUGGUGGGGCUCAAUUUGACAGAUGCGAAGGUGGAGAGGUUUGCCAAUCGCUCUGAGUAGUGGAGCGUGUGCUGUGUUUAGGCCGUCUGGACUCUGAAGGUGGGGUCUUUGAAGCUUAGUUGGUGUUUCCUGCUGUUUUAGUGUCUGUGUUAGACAUGUCUUUAGAUUAUAGAAACUUAUUGCCCUGAACAAUUGUUGCUUAGUUACCCUGUUUUUUCUUUUGAUUGCUGAAAAAAAUAGUUCUAUUCAUUGUAGUGGAUGUUAUGCAUGUUGAAUUGAUGGUAUGAGAUCAAGUGAUAUACCAUCGACACAAUUACCUGAGCGAAUUGCUGUUCCUGAUUUCAAUGAAUUUGCUGAUGAAUCGAGUUUAUUGUGGUUGCUUUAUGUCAUUAAAUCUCUUAUUUGGAGAUUGGUAGGAGGAAUUCCUCAUGCUGCAGUCAUCAACACUUUCAUUCUGUGUUGGCUUCUCAACUAUCAAAGGGUAGACUUACUACAGUGGGGUGUGCUUCUGUGUAUAAUAUUUACAAAGUAGCCAACCUUUUGUACUGUUUACUGUUUCAUUAUCCAAACUUGAAACUCAAAGAAGUUCAAGCAUCAAAAUAAUUUGGUGUUACAAUUAUUUUCAUGCAACUUUGCAUGAAUUAGGCCAAAAAAAGACUUUUGCUUUCAUUUUUGGAUCGUGUCUUCAUGGUUCUACUGGCCUUUGAUGAUGGGUAGAUUUUUAUUUAAUUAUUUUGCAAUUAGUGUAUAUUAUUUCUUGUUUAAUCAGGGGGACUUUGUGUUAUCAACCUUUUUUUUUUUUUUUUUUUUGUGUGCUUCAUGGAAGGGUUAACUACUUAGUAUUAGUAUUAUAGAGGUUUGAACUUUUAAUCUUAACUUUAAAUCAAAGUUUUUAAAUUGCUUAAUGGUCAAGUAGGAACCAACUUGGCUAAACUCUCAUUGAUACUGUGUUGUAGGCUGUCUCAUGUUUGCAUUCUGUUUUCUUACUUUGAUGGAAUAUCGUUACAUCCAAACAAGCUAACUGAUUAUCCAGGAAUACCAAUGCGCCUGUAAAGUUUACAUGAUCACAAAAGAAUUACACUAUCAGAUUACUUAAGCUCUGUUGAGCUUUCUGAUGAAUAAUAUUUCAAAGGUAUAUUAUACAAGCAAAUCUGAAUCGUAUAUCUACAGCACCUUUUAACACUGAGAAUCUGCAAAACUGUCAGCAGUACUUCAAGAAGGGUGAGGGCAUCAUUGUGAAACAGCAAUACUCUCCUUUCAUGCAUUUUCCUCUUGUACAUUGUUGGAAACUGCACAAAUGGACUUCUAAAUCCAUAUGAAACGAUGGGAUGACUAUAUCUUCUAAAUAGGACAACAGACCGGCAAAAUCAUAAUCAUAU
Molecule: messenger RNA, 2428 nt
Organism: Rubroshorea leprosula
Lineage: Eukaryota; Viridiplantae; Streptophyta; Magnoliopsida; Malvales; Dipterocarpaceae
Source: the annotation of a GenBank genome assembly